AUGCCUAACAAAGGGAUGCAACACGCAGGCCACGUCUUGAGAUGGGCUCUAGUUCUUUCUACGUUACAUGUGGCGUAUGGAGACGUCAGCUACUCUUUUCCCGAAGAGAUGAAACGAGGAACCGUUAUCGGGAAUAUAGCCAAGGAUCUCGGACUGGAAGUGGGCAGAUUGUCUGCAAGAAAGGCUCGUAUUGACACGGAAGGGGACACCAGACGGUACUGUGACAUAAAUCUGAGUAAGGGGGAUUUGACCGUUGCCGAGAGGAUCGACAGAGAAGCGCUUUGUGGCAAGAAGGCCUCCUGCGUUUUAAAACUGGACCUGGUACUGGAGAAUCCAUUGGAGCUGCAUCGCGUCAGUCUCCAUAUACAAGACAUCAAUGAUAACCCCCCACUUUUCACAAAGGAUGUAAUUAAAAUGGAGAUCCAUGAAUCUAAAGCCAAAGGAGCUCGCUUUUCUUUAGAUGAGGCUCGCGAUGCGGAUAUUGGAGAGAAUGCUGUGAAGGAAUACAUUCUCCAAAAUAAUGAUCAUUUUCUUUUUCAUUUUGAGACUAAAUCUGGCGGACGUAAGUCAUGUGAGCUCGUACUUGAAAAGGAAUUAGAUCGUGAAAUCGAACAAGAAAUCAGUUUAAUUCUUACAGCCCUGGAUGGUGGUGCUCCUCAGAGAUCAGGUACUGUAGUGAUACACGUCACUGUACUGGAUGCUAAUGAUAACGCCCCAGUGUUUAGCCAGGCUGCUUAUAAAGCAAGUUUACCUGAAAACUCUCCUUUGGGCACCACUGUCAUAACUGUGAGUGCUACUGAUGCUGAUGAAGGAGAUUACGGUGAAGUAACUUAUGAACUGAAUCAUGUGUUGGAUAAAAAUAGACAUGCUUUCUCCCUCGACCAGAAGGCCGGUGAGGUGAAAGUCAAUGGGCCAUUAGAUUUUGAGGAAGAGUCUUCAUAUGAAAUACAGCUAAGCGCAAAAGACAGGCUUGGCCUGGCAUCGUACUCCACCUUGACUAUUGAGAUCACUGAUGUAAAUGACAAUUCGCCAGUGAUAUUUCUUAAAUCACUGACAAACGCUAUACCGGAAAACACGCCACCUGGUACAGAGGUUGGCAUCAUUAACGUGCAGGACAGAGACUCUGAGAUUAACAAACAGGUCCACUGCUCCAUUCAACAGAACGCUCCUUUUAAACUGGUUCCUUCCAUCAAGAACUAUUAUUCUCUGGUGACCACUGCUGAACUAGACCGUGAACUAGUGUCUGAUUACAACAUCACAAUCACUGCUACUGAUGAGGGCUCUCCUCCUCUUUCCUCCUCUAAAAGUGUUCACUUAUCUGUAGCUGACGUCAACGACAACCCACCUGUGUUUGAGGAGCAGUCCUACAACGCCUACGUGACUGAAAACAACAAACCUGGAUCUACUUUAUGUUCCGUUAGUGCCCUAGACCCAGACUGGAGACAAAACGGUACAGUGAUUUAUUCUCUUUUAUCUGGGGAGGUGAACGGUGCCCCGGUGUCCUCCUAUCUCUCCGUUAACGGAGACACGGGGCUGAUCCACGCUGUCAGGUCGUUGGAUUAUGAACAGUUCAGGAGCUUUAAAGUUCACGUGAUGGCGCGAGACAACGGUUCUCCUCCACUCAGCAGCAACGUGACCGUCAGUGUCUUCAUAACGGAUGUGAAUGAUAACUGUCCUCAGAUACUUUACCCCGCCCCGGAGGGACACUCCUUCAUGACUGAACUCGUCCCCAAAGCAGCUCACGCGGGCUCUCUAGUGUCCAAGGUGAUAGCGGUGGAUGCAGACUCCGGACAGAACGCCUGGCUGUCCUAUCAUAUAGUCAAAUCCACUGAUCCGGGACUUUUCACUAUUAGUCUGCACAGUGGAGAGAUCAGGACACAGCGGGACAUUUCUGAAUCUGACAACAUGAAACAGAAUCUUAUUGUGGCAGUGAAAGAUAACGGACAGCCCUCUCUGUCUGCCACCUGUUCCAUGUAUUUACUGAUUUCUGAUAACUUGGCUGAAGUGCCAGAACUGAAAGACAUGUCUUAUGAUGAGACUAACUCCAAACUGACCUCUUAUCUGAUCAUCGCGCUGGUGUCAGUCUCCACCUUUUUCCUGACCUUCAUUAUUGUCAUCCUGGGUGUGAGGUUUUGUCGCAGGAGAAAACCCAGACUGUUGUUUGAUGGAGCGGUGGCCAUCCCCAGUGCUUAUCUGCCUCCUAAUUACGCAGAAGUUGACGGAACAGGAACUUUACGCAGCACUUACAAUUAUGACGCUUAUCUGACAACGGGCUCUAGAACCAGUGACUUCAAGUUUGUGAGAUCUUACAAUGACAACACACUGCCUGCAGAUCAGACUCUGAAGAAAAGUCCAACUGAUUUUGCUGAAUUGUUUGGUGACAACAACGGCUCUCCAGAGGUAGGAUAA
Molecule: messenger RNA, 2409 nt
Organism: Lampris incognitus (smalleye Pacific opah)
Lineage: Eukaryota; Metazoa; Chordata; Actinopteri; Lampriformes; Lampridae
Product: protocadherin gamma-A11-like
Exons: 1
Coding region: 1-2409 (802 amino acids)
Biological process (GO): homophilic cell-cell adhesion
Cellular component (GO): plasma membrane
Molecular function (GO): calcium ion binding
Source: RefSeq, a predicted model, not a curated record